Messenger RNA from Carassius auratus (goldfish), 5739 nucleotides. RefSeq names its product serine-rich adhesin for platelets-like. The transcript has 21 exons. Gene Ontology annotation, molecular function: protein binding. The record is from RefSeq and is a predicted model, not a curated record. Lineage: Eukaryota; Metazoa; Chordata; Actinopteri; Cypriniformes; Cyprinidae. The coding region runs from base 1 to 4842 and encodes 1613 amino acids.
AUGGCUCCUCCUGCAACAUUGGCUCACUGCCGUGUGGUCAGCACUAUAACAUCUGUAUUACAGGAUACGGCCAGACCUGUUCAACCUCUUCUAAAGCCUUGCUCCAUGUGUUCCCACUCAAGUCAAUGUGUCAUUAUCUGUGGGUCGGACACUGCUUCUGUUUCCUGGGCAGCAUCCAGUGGCCUUGUUUCAUACUAUACAGUAACAGCAGUAGAUGAUAAUGGACGUACUCUAACCAGCAACUCCAACAGAACUUCCUGUGACAUCAGCGGCCUGUCGUGUGGUCAGGCGUACAAUGUGUCAGUCACAGCUAUGAGUGUGGACUGCACUGGGCAACGCAGUGAAGUGCGUCGCAUCAGUACUGCUCCCUGUGACCCUCAAAACAUCACAACUGUGCUCCAGUGUGACACCAACACAGCCAACGUGACAUGGGCUGUCAGCGCAGGAGCUAAUGGGUACACAGCAAUUGCAACAGACAGGCAGCAGCAACGUUUAGCUUCUUGUCACUCUAUGGGAACUUCCUGUCAGCUGACCUCUCUGCCGUGUGGGAUGAGACUAAAUGUGACUGUCCAAGCUGAUGGCACCACCUGCAACAGCAGCUCUCAACCUAAAGCUGUAGUGGAAACAGCUCCCUGCAUUCCCACCAGUGUUGCUGCCGCUCUAAACUGUACAUCCAACAUUGCUUCCAUCACCUGGUACAGUGCACUUGGUGCCACUUGGUACUUGGUAAAGGCGGAAAGCAGCCAAGGGUACAAGACAUCCUGCAACAACACUGUCACUCAAUGUGAUAUCCCAAACCUGCAGUGUGGCCAGGAAUAUUCCAUCACAGUCAUGGGCAUGAAUGGUGUCUGCAUGGGCCCGGCUAGCCAGCCUAUCACUCUCGUCUCAGCACCGUGCCACAACACUGGCAUUCAAGCCAGUCUGGACUGCCGCAGCAACUCAGCACUCAUUUCUUGGACACCAGGCAAUGGUUCAUUAAGUUUUAAUGCAACACUACAGUCGCUCCAGGACCCCCAAAAGCACAACUGCUUCACCAAUGGCUCCUCCUGCAACAUUGGCUCACUGCCGUGUGGUCAGCACUAUAACAUCUGUAUUACAGGAUACGGCCAGACCUGUUCAACCUCUUCUAAAGCCUUGGUCACUCUAGACACAGCUCCAUGUGUUCCCACUCAAGUCAAUGUGUCAUUAUCUUGUGGGUCGGACACUGCAUCUGUUUCCUGGACAGCAUCCAGUGGCCUUGUUUCAUACUAUACAGUAACAGCAAUAGAUGAUAAUGGACGUACGCUAACCAGCAACUCCAACAGAACUUCCUGUGACAUCAGCGGCCUGUCGUGUGGUCAGGCGUACAAUGUGUCAGUCACAGCUAUGAGUGUGGACUGCACUGGGCAACGCAGUGAAGUGCGUCGCAUCAGUACUGCACCCUGUGCUCCUCAGUCUGUGGUCAGUCAGCUCUUAGACUGUCGAACAGGUGAUGUUCAGAUCAGCUGGCAGUCGAGUAAAGGGGCACAGAUCUACUAUGCUCAAGCAAAAUCCACAGUCAAGACUCUGGUGUGUAACUCUACCUCCACGUCCUGCAUAAUCCCUGCAAUUUGCUGUGGGCAGACGCACACUAUCACUGUGGUUGCAGUGGCCAACAGCUGUAGCUCCAACACCAGUGUGACCAGUCAGGUCACGGCAGGUCCUUGUGUACCACAAAAUGUGUCGGCCAGUGUAAGCUGUAGCAGCAACAUAGCAAGUGUAACCUGGGGGAGCACCCAAGGGGCGGAGCUUUACACAGUGACAGCCAGCAGUGCUAACGGCCUUUCAGCUAACUGCACCUCAACAUCCACUUCCUGUAACCUGCCAACUUUGACCUGCGGACAGUCUUACACAAUCACAGUGAAGGCAAAGGGCAGCAACUGCAGCAGUGGGAACAGUGCGCCUGUUCAAGUUCAAGCAGUGCCCUGUACCCCAAGUAAUGUCCUGCCCACCAUGGAUUGUGUCACAAAUGCUUUAGUGGUAUCAUGGACACCUGGUGCAGGAGGACAGUAUUACACGGCCACCUUGCAGGACAGCAAUGGACUGUCCACCACCUGCCAGUCUACAGGCUCACAGUGUAAUGUGACAGGGCUCAGAUGUGGUCAACUGUACCAUAUCAAUGUGACAGCGUCAGAUGGUUUGUGCAGCAGCCCUCCCAGUGCCACUGUGAACACUAACUCAGCACCAUGUCUGUCCACCAGUGUGUCUGCCGUAGUGGACUGUGCGACAGAUUCAGUUCUAGUGUCCUGGAGUUCCAUUGCUGGGGCGGAGAAUUACUCUGUGACAGCUUUGGGGUCAGGAGGUCAAAGGCUUUCCUGCUCAACCAGUCAGAACAACUGUAACAUGUCCUCCCUGCAGUGUGACCAGCAGUUUAACCUCACAUUCACCUCUACAAACCAGCAAUGCCAGAUGACCUCCGCCACCAAUGUCACGUUUCAGUCCAGACCCUGUGCACCACUGCAGCCGGAAGUCUCUAAACUGUGCGGUAACAAAAUGUCAGUGAUGUCUUGGGAUUUGAGAGAAGGAGCUGGUUACUACAUCGCCCGAGCCGUCAGUGCAGUAGGAGGAUACCAGCUCUGUAACUCCACCAACUCUGUUUGUACCUUCUCUACUCUGGGCUGUGGCGAGACCUACACUUUUUCUGUCACCGCCCACAGAGACCGCUGCCAAAGUGACCCCAGUGCACCUGUAUACCUUACUACAGAUCCUUGCAAGCCAGAGAACGUGACUGCUAAUGUUUCAUGUGACAGUGAGACGGCAGCGUUUAACUGGUCAAAAGCCAAAGGUGCAUCAUUCUACACUGUGAUGGCAAUAGGGAGUCUGGGAUAUAUUGCAGAAUUCAACACUACUUCUACUAACCUGUCUGUUCCACUGCUCUGUGGACAAAGCUACAACGUGUUUGUCGAAGCGCAUAACAUUUACUGUGAGAGCCCACCAAGCACCGCUGCAGUUUUCAGACUCGCUCCAUGUCCCCCUCAGAACGUAUCUGCCGUUGUGCAGUGUGAUUUAGGGUCUGUGCUGGUGAGUUGGAACCCAGCAGUUGAUGCAGGCCAGUUCAGAGUUGAACUGGAGUCCCAGCGCACCGGUGCUAUCUCCUCCUGUAUCAGCACAAACACGCAGUGCUCCAUCGCCCAUCUGCCCUGUGGAGAGAGAUUCAACCUCAGUGUGGUGGCACUGGGGGGCAGCUGUCAGAGUCAACCAAGCAGUAACCUUUCCAUCUCCUCAGCUCCAUGUAUCCCACAGGGAGUCACUGGUACUGUGGACUGUGUAACUAACUCUGCAUGGGUAUCAUGGGAUGUAGAUAAUGGUGCAGAAUCUUACACAGUGCUGGCUGUAAGGGAUGACGGUCACAAUACCACCUGUAGCAGCUCAAACACCACCUGUAAUGUAGCUGACUUGGGGUGCGGAAGGAGCUACACCUUUAACGUCACUGCCUCAAGUGCUGCUUGUGUGAGCCCACCCAGUAACAGCUUUCAGCUGGAGACAGCACCUUGUGCCUUGUCAUCCAUCGUGGUGGUGGCUAAAUGCAACAGUUCUGUUAUCAUGGUACAGUGGCAGAGAGCUCAGAGCGUAAAGUCUCUCUACAUUGCCACAGCAGUGGAUCAAGACCGUUCCCUGCUUUCCUGCAAUAGUUCCACUUCUUCAUGCAACCUUACCAAUGUGCAGUGCGACAAGGAGUACACCAUCAUUGUAGCCGCUUCGGCCAACCAAUGCAGCAGCCUCCGCAGCCCACCCUACAAGAUCAGAACUGCACCCUGUCCACCCUCAUCAGUACAGGCCAAUGUAGACUGUCAGUCGAAGGAUGCAUUUGUGUCAUGGGACCCAUCAUAUGUGGCAACGUCGUACCUGCUUACUGCAGUCGGCAGAUAUGGAGACUUGAAGACGUGCAAUACCUCAGACAAUAACUGCACGCUAAGUGAUCUGCGUUGCAGCAACACCUACUAUGUGUCCGUUUCAGCCAGUAACAAGAACUGCACCAGUCUGCCCAGUGCUAACAUCACCUUCCAAACGGUCCCGUGUGGGCCAGCCAACUUAACAGCAAACAUACUGUGUGGGAACAGUAGUAGUGCCUCCUUGUCAUGGGCGAGGAGUACAGGGGCGGUGGUCUACAGGGGACUUGCUCAGUCAGAAACCGGUACAACAUUCUACUGUGAAACCCCAAACACGUUCUGUACUCUGGAGGGCUUAGUGUGCGGCACUGUGUACAACUUUACUGUGCAGGCAACAGACGGUCUCUGCAACAGUUCCUUGAGUGAACCUCAAACUAAGGGAGCAGCUCCUUGUCCUCCAACUGGAUUUAGGGUUGUCCCUCGUACAGUAGUGAAUGAUACUCAGAUCUUGAGGGCAUCUUGGUCUACUGUGAAUUGUCCUAAUUCUGAAUACCUCCUGGCACUCACGGGCAGCAUUCAGGGCAACAGCCAGGGACACUUUGACCUAGCCUCCUAUUGGACAAGUCGCAGGUUCUUUGAGGUCCCCCUCCCUUGUGGCUCCGCUUACAGUGCAACUAUCAGCGCGAGGAACUCUGCCGCCACAAGCGACAAAUCUGCUGCAAUCACUGGAACUACAGUACCUUGUGCACCUCUGAAUGUGACGUUCUCUGCGUCGCUGGCGAAAGUGGGAUGGAACGAGUCUCUAUUGGCUACAAACUACACUGUGUAUGGGGUUACUUCCUCUGGUAGGACGAAACUAUGCAUGACCUCAAUGCUCCUCUGCUCUGUCACCAAUUUCAGCAGUGGCCAGAUUGUCGUAACUGCCAGCAACACUGCCGGGGAGAGUGGUGACUCAGUGCCUGUUUCAGUGACAGCAGUUCGCAGGAGGAGGUGAGUCCUGGCACAAAGUGAGAAAGGACUGACCAACCCUGAGUAGAUGCUUGCAUCUCAUCGCACUCAAACUCUUGCCUCUGGGAAUUCCUGCACUUUACCUUAGAAUUUGUUAAACUAUUAUAUACAAAUAUUCUGGUUCAAGGUUCACCUUUUUUUUUUUUUUUAAACAAUAUUUAAGGGUGGAAUAGAUUGACUUUUAAAAUGUUUUCCAAAAUCUGUGGUUUCUGGCUGAAGGAUUUACUUUCAUCCAAAUAUAUAUACAUAUAUAAAAAGUCUUCUACAAACAUGCAUUCUUAUGUUUUUGUAUACGAGUAGUUAUAUUAAAUACAAAGAGCAUUUCUCCAUGUGAUCAGUCUUAUAAAUUAGAAUGUGUAAAAUAAAUUAACCAUAUACAAAACAACUGCUCUUCUUAUCAUAUGAAUGUUCUAACAAGGAACUGAUGAGGGCACAAGUGAAAGCAAAAAAGCACUGAAAAAGACAUCUUUGAGUGAAUGAACUACUCAUCCCAUGAACCAACACUGACAACAAAAUUUAAGUUGAUAAAAUAUAAACCUAUUGACUAUAAAUCAUUUUAAUUAUACCAUUUUUUAAAUUGAUUCCAAAAUAUGAAUACUUGUACAAGCAAUUUGAGAGCAGGACUGACUAGACGGUCACAAUACUUCAUGGGAAUGGGUAACCACUACUUCUCUCACCUACACAGUUAUCAGAUCUCUCUUUAUAAUCAUGAAUAGUACUGUACUGUUAAAAUAAAGCUGAAAUCAUACAGCAAAAGCACGUCUUAAUUUAACCUAAAAACUCAUGGCAGGUUUGUCUUAAAAGGUUUUACACACACUCUAUAAAGAAACUAUGAAGAAAACGAGUGACAUUUUUACUUGCAGAACCUUGCAGUUUGGCUUAU